CGAAGAAUGCAGCUCGCAGAGGAAGAGGCAGCACCGUAGCAGAUUAGCAGUCCGUUUCGGCAAAACCCAAAAUCCCAACCUAAGCUCCGCACUUGGACGGCGCACGGCGGUUCAGGCGCUCAGCACUUGGACAGUUGGACGGCGCACGGCGGUUUUCCAGUUUGGGCUGCUUCACUGCUUAGUUUCUGGGUUUCUGCAAUUCCGCUAUUGGGUCGUAAACUGGGACUCUUGAGCUGCGGCCUGCGGAACUACCUGACGGUUUCAUUUCUCACCUUGUGGGCUUGUGGCAGUUCUGGCUGUGUGGCUGCCUUCCGUGUCGGCUCAGCCCCUAGGCACCAAAUUUUUCUUCCUGAUAAUUUGAAGAGUAAAUAUAAAAGAAGUUUAGUAGUGUCAAAGUACUGCUUUCUGCUUUCAGGCGAUGAAGAUACUUAAAGCAAAUGCAGGUGCACUCACCAAUUUUGAGGUGCUUGAGUAUCUAAGAUCAAGAGGAGCCGGAAAGGGUGCUGCACGUGUCAUGCUCCCAAUUUUGGCAUCUGAAUUUAAGGUUUUUGAUUAUUUAGAACAGACUGUUGUGUGCAGUAAUCAAACUAGAGAAAUUAUUGGCCAAUUUGUAGAAAAAUGUAAAAGCUUCAAUAUAUCAAAAGCUGAAAUUUUGAACAUCAUCAAUGUCAGACCAUGCACUCUCUCUCAAAUUUACCCGAUAAUAGAGGAAUAUGAUGUUCGGUUUCCGAGAAGUGAGGAAACUGGUGAUGAGGAAGAGAGUGAAGAACCUUUGAUGGCACUGGUGGAGACAAUACAGCAUGUUUUGCCUGCCCCUCCUUCUCCAAUGCAGGAGGCUGAUGGGGAAGUUGACGAAAAAGUUGAUGAAGAGAUGGAAAUGUCUGCUGGUGAAGAUAGAGUCCUUGAGACUAAUGAAUAGUAGCACACUUUACCCAGGAGAUUUGUAGGUGUUAUGUGACCGGUUUUCAGUUGGAUUGGUUAAGACAAUACAACCCUAUGUCAUUGUGUUGCCUGUUGACUAACAUUUUGCAGUUCAUCAAGAUGUUAUAUAUGCAAGUCUUAUACUCGGUACUAUAUUUGGCAUGAUUGUAAGAUAGAGCCUUUGGUUGUAAAUCUUUUCAAGUAGAGUUUUUUAUGCUAAUAUUUGUGGUAAUGUUUAUCAUACUAUGCCUCCAUAUUUUUUAUGGCCAAUUUUUCGUUCUGUC
This is a messenger RNA of Cuscuta epithymum, 1205 nucleotides long. NCBI's taxonomy places the organism in Eukaryota, Viridiplantae, Streptophyta, Magnoliopsida, Solanales, Convolvulaceae. The record is from the annotation of a GenBank genome assembly.